Messenger RNA from Rhopalosiphum padi (bird cherry-oat aphid), 3770 nucleotides. RefSeq lists its product as uncharacterized. The coding region runs from base 2016 to 3581 and encodes 521 amino acids. The transcript has 9 exons. Lineage: Eukaryota; Metazoa; Arthropoda; Insecta; Hemiptera; Aphididae. The record is from RefSeq and is a predicted model, not a curated record.
UGAUAGCCCAACUAUCUAUAUUUCAUUAGAUUACUAAAUUUGUAUAUUUUUUAUUAUGCACAUAGAAAAUAACAAAGAAGCAUUACAGUCCAAUAACGAGUUUUUAUCGAACUGUAGUAUAAACAUUGACAAACAAUGUGAAAUUUUAAAUAAUAAUUCGUGGUCCAUUAUUAGUAAUACAAACGAAAAUAUUCAAUCCAAACAUAUUUUAGAAUCAAACGAAAAAGAAAAUGAAAGUGAUCAUCAUGAAAUAGUAUGUAACGACUAUACAUUUUCAAAAAUGUUGGCAUACAAUAAUAACACCUUAGACAAAAUGAUAUUAGCACAUGCUUAUCAACAGCAAUUUGGUGAAGUAAGUAUACCUAUUUUAAGAUUUCAACAAUAAACAAUAAAUGAAAGGUAAAAAAGGAAAUGAAUUCUGUGUUCCUAUUAUUAUAUACCUACCUAAUUUUAGAAGAUCUUACUGUACAAUAUUGACGAUGUUUGGAGUGGGAAUCGGGAUAGGUUCAUGCCCUCACGUAAUCAUGAGUUAGAAGCUGUAAUGUUUUUGACUAAACUAGAUCUAAACCCUGAAAACAUACUACAUAUUAUUCAAAAUUAUGAUGUUGACUUGGACGUAGCCGAUUCUCGAGGAAAUACUCGUCUCAUGAUUUCAUCUGCUAAUGACCAACAUGAAGUUAUUAAAUGCUUAAUUAAUCUUGGCGCUGACUUGGAAUGCUACAACGAUGAUGGAUUUACUCCUUUAAACCUAACUAUUAUGCGAUACAUAUGUUUAUUAAAUAAUAUAAAACAUUGGACUGAAUAUUGUAUACCUCACGUCAGUUUAAAAUUUAAUAUUAUAAAAGAGGAUCAACAUAUAAUAUUAAAUAACAUACAGAGAAUAAAUUUCUUUCAGCCAGAAAAUUUAAAAAAUAUGAAGGUAAAUUAUAUUGUUUUAAUACCACUAAUACCUAUUAUCUAACCGUAGAAAUCAAUUAAAAAAUUGUAUAUGAUUAAUACCGUACUUUCAAACCUUUUAAUGCGAAAUAAAACUGGUCCAUAUAACGAGUACAUAUUUUAUUACUUAUUCGGAGCUCUUAUGGAUUCCAAUGGGUACUGUGAGCUCCUAAUAUAGGACAAAACUGGAUCAUAAGAAAUAAAUUUAAUUCUUCCGGAAUAUAAACCUCCCGGACUCCUGGACCGUGGUGCUAUUAGGGUAUAAUCAAUUAAUAAUUAUUAGCAAUGAUUUAUUUUAUUUCACCGUAUAUAGUGUACGAUUAUAAACUAUAAGAUGUUUAAUAUAUAAACCAUUAUUCUUUCAUCUUAAAUAGUCUACAAGUACCUUAACUUUAUCAAUUAUAAUAGGUAGGUAUAUAUAGCUAUAAUAUUAUCUAUAUAUGUCUACAUAUGAUAAUUUUAUAAAGUGUAAAAAGAUGACAAUUACCUAUAUGCGACAUCAUAAUUCAUAAUAUACCAAACUAAAUAUACAUAUACGCACAUACAUACAUACAUAUCGUAUUAUGCAGUAAUGUUGGUACCUAGCUAGUACCUAAGUAGCAGGUAUACGGUAUACUGAAAAAAAAUGUACCCGCAUGUUGAACAUAAUAUUACAUGUAUGUGUUAUAGAUAUUGCAGUUAUAGUUCAUAAUAUUUACUACCUAUUGGCUAUUAUAUAGAUUAUAGGUGUAUUAUAGGUUAAAUUAGGUUUUUUUUAAUAAAAAUAAAUAGGUGCGUGAUAAACAAAAGUAAACAAGCUUCAAACCUUGUAAAAAUCUAUAAGACAAAUUCAAAAAUGAAAAAAAAACCUUUCAGCUCUUUACCUACAUGGCUAUAAAUUAUAUAAAAUUGAAUAAUAGCUUACAGAAAACGAUGAUGAUGAUGAUGUUGACGAGAUGAAUUCAACAACAAUUCAAACAGCUACAAAAAAGUAAAUUAUGAUAUUUACAAGUGUUAAUAUCUUACCUUUAUAUAUAUUAAAUUGUUUAUCGUUAUCGAUAUAAUAAGCAUAUAGAUAAAUAUUGGUCAUAAUAUAUAAUAUGUAUAUCUAUGAACAUUUUAGACAAAUAUUAUUAGACUUGGUGGAAAACACAAUACUACUUUUGAUUAACAUGGGUGCUAAAGCAACAACUUGCGCCGUUCCAAAAAUAUCAAUUCAUUUAGCUUUAUUGACUAUAAAUUCAAACAUUUUAAAAGCCGUGUUCGAAGCUGGAGGAUCUCCAACUUAUACCUUAUCUAAUGAGGCUGAACGAAGAAACACACCCAUUACGCUAUUCAAAUAUCAUCGAAAUAAAGAAAAAAUUAAGGGAUUCUGGAAGAAAAAUUUUAGAUAUAAUUUAUUCGAAAAGAGCUUCUGUUGCACUAAUGAAGAAAGUCAGGUCUGUUAUGAAUGCUUGCAGCAUCAAUCAAAGGAGAUGGAAGCUUGUUCAAGUUGUUAUUUUGCUCUGCUUUGUUCAGAAAGUUGUAAAAAUCAACAUAAUAAUGAAAAUAAUUGUAAAUUACAAAUGAGCAAAGAUUAUAUAAUUAAUAUUCUAAAUGAAUUAAAUAACAACAUAACUGAUGAAAAAUCAAAAACAUCAAAUAUAUCUUCUACAUACCUUAUUUCUACUGAAAAUUCUAAAAUAAAUAGCGAACAAUUGGAAAGCAACAAAUACGUUUCUCUGUCUUCAGUAUCCCGGCACUCUUUAAAAUCGUUAUCAUUAAUUACAGAUUCGCUGCAGUCAUCGAAUUUUUCAAAAAUAUCGGAUAACUCAUUUUCAGACGACGCAAGUAUUUACUCUCAACAGUCACAAAAUAAAGUUAAUGACAUAACACGCUCAAAAAAAUACAAAAAAGACCAAUCUAAAGUUGGGUCAAACUAUUCUAGGAAUAAUAAAAUGUACAAUUCAGCAUCUUCAGAAAUUAGCAAUAGAGUCAGCAUCAGAAGUAGUAGUAACGAUCAAGAUUUUGACAAGAAUAAUUAUAUUCAUUCGGAUAUUGGAGUUAUUAAUGAGGAUACACAAAGAUACACAGAGGAUGACUCUAAUCAGUUUAUGCAGUCUAACCAGUCUAAGCGGUCCAAGCAGUCUAAGCAAUCAAAAAACAAAGUUAUAAAUAGAAGCCACUCAAAAAAAUACAAGAAAAGCGAUUUUGAAGAUGGGUCAAACUAUUCUAAAACUAAUAAAAUAGACAGUUCAGUAUCUUUACAAAAUACCAAUAGCAAGGUUAGAAUACAAAGUAAACGAUAUCGUAAAGACGGCGAUCUAGAUUAUGACAAGAAUAAUUUUAUUCACACGGAUAGUGUGGUGAAAUUUGAUAAUAAAAAUAAACUAAACGACCGGAAAUCUGGGCGAAAAAAUACGAGAUAUCGAGAAAGAAAACUUAUUCUUAACAAUAAAGUAAAUAUACCUGUAUCAUCUAUGAAAUACAGAAUGGUUAGAUCACCGGGUUGUUGGAUACCAAUAUUUAUGUUCAUCAAUCGUGGCUCUUAUGAAGAUGUAACUAUAUUAAACAAUGUAAUAAGCUCUGGAAUGUCGUAUAUUUUAAUGAUUGAAAAAAGUGUACAAGUUUACAGUAAUAUCAAUGAUAACCAAUAUUACGUGUUAAAUAACUACAGUUUGAUAUAAAAUCACUUAAAUAUGUAUGAGAAGCAUAUAUUUAUGUAUUAGCAAGUAUAAACAAUUAUGGAAUAUUAUCAAUUUAUUUUAAUGAAAAUAAUAAAUAUUUUAAUGACCUAUUUUCGUAAUAUAAUUUUGUCUAUGUGUAUAUUUUUUUAGAUUAUUAAGUAAAGUGUGGAACGCAUUGGUUGCUUUGUA